Messenger RNA from Ceratosolen solmsi marchali, 1886 nucleotides. RefSeq names its product tRNA (uracil-5-)-methyltransferase homolog A. The transcript has 9 exons. Gene Ontology annotation, molecular function: RNA methyltransferase activity; RNA binding. NCBI's taxonomy places the organism in Eukaryota, Metazoa, Arthropoda, Insecta, Hymenoptera, Agaonidae. Bases 124 to 1884 code for a protein of 586 amino acids. The record is from RefSeq and is a predicted model, not a curated record. Gene Ontology annotation, biological process: RNA processing.
UAGGACCUUUGAAACUUGAGUUUGGUUUGUACUCUGUAGGUGGAGUUAAAAUUGGUGGUUGAUCAAUUAAACCCUAAAAUCAGUGAUAUUAAGUUGAGUGAAGCAAGUAAUGACCAACUGAGGAUGAGUGCAGAAGCUGAUGAAUCUCAAGAAAAUUCAGUAAAUGAAGUAAAUAAAGAGACGAAACAAGGACAUGAAACAACUAAGGAGGAUCUUUAUGCGUAUUUGGAGAGGGAUUGUUAUACCACAGAAAAAUUUAAAGUAGAAAUUAGAGGCUUACCCAAAUAUUAUGGAAUUGGUGAAUUAAAGAAAUUUUUAAAUGAAAAGCUUUGUUUAAAUGCCAACAAAAUUAAACCACCAAGAAAAGGUAGUGGUUGGGCGUACGUUUGUUUUCGAAACAAUGAAUGUCGAGACAAAGCCAUUAGUGUACUUAAUGGUAUAAAAUGGAAACAUGCACAAUUAACAGCUCAUGUUGCAAAUCCAGCUCCAGAUCCCUACAUGAAAAGAAAGCUUGAAAAGAAUGACGAAUGUUCUAAAAAAAUGAAAAUUGGUGCAAAUUUGGAAUCUAUUUUACCAGAAGAUCAAAUAAAAUCUAACACAAUUCCUCUUUGGAAUAUGCCAUACGAUGAACAAUUAGAAUUUAAACAGAAUGAAAUGAAAAAUAUUAUCGAUAAAAUGGGCAAACAAAUUUUAAAAGUUAAUAAAGAUCUUGCCGGCUGGCUAAAUAAACAAAAGGAAGACAAUGAUGGUUUACCAUGUAAAUUAGGAAAAAUUGUUCAUUCUAAUGUUAUAGAGGGGUAUAGAAAUAAGUGUGAAUUCACCGUUGGCAUAGAUGUAACUGGAAAACAAAAAAUGAUUGGAUUUAGGCUUUCGAGUUAUGCUGCUGGAUCGAUAGCUGUAGGACCCAUUGAUCAUCUGUGCCACAUUCCUAAAAGAAUGAAAAUAGCCAUAAAAAUAUUGGAAAAAUUUAUUCAUAAUUCAGAAUUAGAUGUGUUUAAUCCAAUAACACAUAGUGGCUAUUGGAGGCAAGUCAGCGCUCGAACAACGCGAUUAGAUCACUUAAUGUUAAUAAUUGGUAUACAUCCUCAAAAUAUGACAGGCGAAGAUAAAAAGAAAUUGCAGUUAGAAUUGAAACAGUUUUUUGAACAAGAUAGUAAUUCAAUAGCUCGUGUUACAUCCUUGUAUUUUCAAACGAUCGAAAAAAAAGCCGCUGGUGGAGAAGGUGGUGGUAUAAUUGAACACGUUAGUGGACUUCCUUAUAUAGAGGAAGCGUUGCUUGGUAUGACAUUUAGAAUUUCUCCAGAAGCAUUUUUUCAAAUAAAUAGCUUAUGCGCUGAAGAAUUGUAUAAGACAGCUAUUGAUUUAAUGAAGCCUACUACUGACACAGCUUUACUCGAUGUUUGCUGCGGCACAGGAACAAUUGGACUUAUUUUUGCAAAACAUUGCGAAGAAGUCUUUGGUAUAGAGAUGGUACCGAAUGCAAUCGAAGAUGCAAAAGUAAAUGCUACAAAGAAUAAUGUAAGCAAUUGUGAGUUUUUUGUUGGUAAAGCAGAAGAUAUCUUGUUGCCCGUAAUAAAUAGAACAAAAAAAUCAAAUGUCGUUGCAAUUGUUGAUCCACCAAGAGCUGGAUUGCAUCAAAAAGCAUUAGUUGCACUACGUAAAAUCAAACAAUUGAAUAAGUUAGUUUAUAUUUCUUGUAAUCCUAAUGCUGCUAUAAAGAAUCUUGUCGAUUUAGCAAGACCGAAUUCAAAGCAAUAUUUCGGUGAACCUCUAGUGCCUAUUAAGGCCAUUCCUGUUGAUAUGUUUCCUUAUACAAAACAUUGUGAAUUAGUUUUGUAUCUUGAAAGACUUCCACUCGUAAAAGAAUCCAUCGAUGAAAUGUAAAA